CCCGGACGCCAGCCGUGGCCAACCACCGAGCGGCGAGCGCGGCGGACACGCCCCCCGGGGGCGGGGCGGGGGCGGCUUUCACCGGGCGGGUGGGCGUGGCCGCCGGAGCCUGGAUCACCGGCUUGUCUCCCGGGAAGGUCCCAGCCGCCGCGCCGCUAGUGAUGACAGCGAGGCGGCGAUGCAGAGGCCGCACGGACUGACCGCGCCGCAGUCGGAGGAGCCCGAAUAAGGAGACUCUGACGCCCUCGGCAGCUGUGGUCCCGCGCUGGUGCCUGUCGGGAUGGUCCUGGAGGGCAGCUCGGAGGCGCUGUGCCCGCCGCCCUCGCUGGACCUGCGCCCCUCUCCUCCCCCGGGCUCCGGCCCCCACCCCCACGAGGGCGACCGCGAGGCGGCGAAGUACGGGGAGCUCAUCGUGCUGGGGUACAAUGGCUGCCUGGCGAAUGGGGACAAAGGGAGGAGGAGGAGCCGCCUGGCGCUGUACAAGAGGCCGAAGGCUAACGGGGUCAAGCCUGACGUCAUACACAACAUCUCCACCCCGCUGGUGUCAAAGGUCAGGACCCCGCCUUGAACUCUGACCUCUGAA
Messenger RNA from Lepisosteus oculatus (spotted gar), 583 nucleotides. The record is from RefSeq and is a predicted model, not a curated record. Lineage: Eukaryota; Metazoa; Chordata; Actinopteri; Semionotiformes; Lepisosteidae.